AUGAGUAUUAUGGCUAUAUUCAAAAAUUGCAUUGAACACUUCCGAGGCAAAUUUUCCAAAAAUUACAUUCCUGCUCAAACUCCUAAAGCUCAUUCGAAAAAGAAAGUGCUUGUUUUAGAUUUAGAUGAGACCUUAGUUCAUUGUGAAUUUAAGGAGAACAAUAAUUUUUAGUAUGAAGCUCUAUUAAAAGUAAUUCAUAAAGAAUAAGAAUAUAAAAUUCACUUAAGAACCCGACCACAUUUAAAUAAAUUCUUAUUAGAAGCUAGUCGGGAUUAUGAAAUCAUAAUCUUUACUGCAGGUUAUGAAGUUUACUGUGAAAAAGUGCUAGAGUAUAUUGACAAAGAUAGAUUAAUUUCGGAUUAUUACGCAAGAGGAAGUUGCCAGUUUAUUAAUGGUGUAUGCUUUAAAGAUUUAUCGUUACUGGAUAGAUCGAUGGAAGAUAUUAUUUUUAUAGAUAAUAAUCCUAAUGCUUUUGAUAGGUGCCAAGAUAAUGGAUUAUUAAUACCUUCCUAUCUUGAUUCUGAUGAUGAUGACUGUCUCUUAAAAUUAAUUCCUUUUCUUAAAUUUUUAUCAAAGAAAAAAGACCUAAGACCAAUAAACUAACAUGUUCAUACAUAUGAAAAUAAUAUUGGUGAGCCAUUAUUCACAGACCCCUAAAAAACAUUAGAAAUAUAACAAUAAGCGGUUGAUGAGGAUUCUCUAAGUGAAGAUAAUGUAAUUAAAUAAGAAAAUGAUAUUACAGAUUUAGAUAUUAAACAUAAAAAAACUUAAACUCAUUUCGAACCAGUUUUUAAGAUUAGUAACAAAUUAAGAAGUGCAACUCUAUUUUCUGGCUGA
Messenger RNA from Paramecium tetraurelia, 837 nucleotides. RefSeq lists its product as uncharacterized. Gene Ontology annotation, molecular function: phosphoprotein phosphatase activity. The record is from RefSeq and is a predicted model, not a curated record. Lineage: Eukaryota; Ciliophora; Oligohymenophorea; Peniculida; Parameciidae. The transcript is spliced from 2 exons.